This is a messenger RNA of Diabrotica balteata, 2636 nucleotides long. NCBI's taxonomy places the organism in Eukaryota, Metazoa, Arthropoda, Insecta, Coleoptera, Chrysomelidae. The record is from the annotation of a GenBank genome assembly.
GUGUCACCAUAGGUGUCACUAUCUCAAUUUCUGUUUAUAAAUAAAAAAUAAUGUAACUUGAUCCAACCAUAACCCUACUUACACGUGCAAAUUUGUGAAAAUUUGGAAAUUUUUCUAUGGUGGUCUACUUUUUGAAAUCAUUUACUGAAAACACAGAGUAUGGGUCGAAAAGGAGCAAAUUAUAGGCCAAAACAUUUUAGUGCAAGUAAAAAUCAAAAAGGAAUAAGUGAACUUAUAGAUAAACUGCUGAGGAUAAGUACAAUAAUACAGCAAAAGGAUGUUUCCAAAUCAUUGGAACAUCAGAAAGAAAUAAGUACGGUACUUGAUAAACUGAAGAAAAUCCAGUCAAAUAAUGAUUCAGUUAUAUCUAGUAAUAGAUCUAGUGAUGCCAUUAUUGAUAAGUUCUCGAAGUGGUGUAAGAGUAAUGGGGCAGAAUUUAAUGGGUGUAAUAUUGAGUCAAUUGAAGGAUUUGAUUUAGGAUUGAUAGCCAAUACAGAAAUUCCCGUGUCAUCUUUAGUAAUUUCAGUACCUAGAAAAUUAAUCUUAACUGUAGAAAUAGCUAGGAAAUCAGAACUUAAAACUUUACUAGAAAAAGAUCCUCUGCUUAGUAGUAUGACAAAUGUAGCAUUGGCGAUUUUUUUACUGUAUGAAAAAUUUAAAUCUGAAUCAUUUUGGAAACCUUAUUUAGACAUUCUACCUUCAACAUACACAACAGUAUUAUAUUUUACUGUUGAAGAAUUGGAAGAACUAAAAGGGAGUCCUACAUUGGAUCUCGCACUGCACCAAAUGAAGAGUAUUGCUAGACAGUAUGCUUACUUUUAUAAAUUAUUUCAUGCCUCAAGUGAUCCAGUUUGUGUACUUAUGAGGGAUAAAUUUACCUUUGAAGAAUAUCGCUGGGCGGUAUCCACAGUUAUGACAAGACAAAAUACCAUACCCUCUGAAUGCCAUGAAGGUACCGUUAAUGCGUUAAUACCACUUUGGGAUAUGUGUAACCACAUUAAUGGAACAAUAAGCACUGAUUAUAAUCCUGAUUUGCAAAGAUGCGAAUGUUUAGCACUAAAAGAUUACCAACCAGGAGAACAGUUCUUUAUCUUUUAUGGAGCAAGAACUAAUGCGGACUUUUUUAUUCACAAUGGAUUUGUGUAUGAAAAUAACGAACACGACGGAUACUGGAUUAAGUUGGGUAUAAGUAAAUCUGAUCCACUGCAAGAGAAGAGGGUAGAGUUGUUAAACAAACUAAAUAUACAGCCAACCAGUAACUUUUUUAUUAAAAAAGGACCUCUACCUAUUGACGGAUCCUUAUUGGCGUUUGUACGAAUAUUUAACAUGAACGAAGAGCAACUCCGACACUGGUUGGAUAACGACCGAUCCGACGACGUGCAAUACCUAGAAUGCGCCCUAGAUACGAGUCUCGAGAAGAAAUCUUGGAUUUUUCUUCAAGCCCGUCUCAAAUUGCUAUUGGGCAUUUACAAAACCACUCUCGAUGGAGAUUUAAAAUUAUUGGAAAAUAAAGAACUGAGUGCUAAUCGAAGACUUGCUAUUAAAAUGAGAGCGACGGAAAAAAUGGUACUUGUAAAUGCUAUCGAAUACGUAGAGCAGUACAUCAAACAAUAACUUUUUCGUUUGGUUUUGUUUGUAUAAAAACUGAUUACAAAAAAUUACGCAAGGUGGCACAAUGUUUUAAACUUUGAGGGUUAUGUGAUAAUCAAAAAAUAUCUACGGUAUUUUUUAUUGAUAUAAAAUUUGCCCUUAUAUAUUUAUUAAAUCAAUAGUACUCUAUCUUUACAGAAAUGGCAGUGUAGAGAUAUUUGUUCUUUAAUAAAAAUGCUCUAUGUUACCAUACACGAAUUUUUUAAGAUGGUAGAAAUCAAAACUUGUAUUCAUCACUGUUAUAUCAAGCAAAUAGGUUCCCCAAUUAACUUUUUUUACAAAUGUAGUCCACAAGCGUCAUCAAAACAACAUAUUUCUGUACAUAAACAGACAUCUACUGUAAUUACUUACUUCCCGUGUCUCUUCAGUUCCAGUCAAAUUCUUAGCUACCAGUGUUUACGAUUUCAAAGGCAGUUUCCGUUUCCAUUAGCAUGCUUUAGGUCUUCUUGGGUAUAGGUUUGUUGUAGCUGUUAGCACACCAGCAGAUAAUCAUUGGUUUGUACAGCGCUACAGUCAUACAGAUCAUCUUUAACAUAGCCUUACUUUUUCAAAUUAUACUUGCAGCAGGUCACUACACUUUGUAGACAGUUUGGAGAUUUCCACAUUGAGAAAGGUAAGUUUGACCUGGCACGUAAUUCCUCCUUAUUGUGGAGUAAAGAUUAUGGAUCGUGUUGGCUGAAAAGUUCUCUCUUUCGGUAGCUUGGUGAGAUCUCCAGCUGUUUUGUGUAAUAAAGGAAGUUACGGCGUGUUUCAGUUGGGUGGGUUGUUCGGCAUUUCAUACAGGGAGGUGAUGGUGGUGUUUGACUUGUUUGUCUUUCUCGGACUCGACGGUUACAGCUCUUCUGAUCUUAGGUGGGGCUAUUCUGCGAUGGAGUAGAUUUUAGAGAUUAGUGUAGAUCUAAGGCACCCUGUAAUGAUUCGACCCGUCUCACGUAGAACAGUUUCCAUCUUCGAGGAAUGUGUUGAGAGUCUACAGACUGAAGCCG